AUGGCGACUCUUUGCCUGUCCGUUUCCUUACACACCCCCCCUUCCCCUCCCCUUACCCCCUUCCUGCCACCCCCAGCAACGAUGAGUUCUUUGACUGUGUGCAGUCAAACUGCCACCGCAGGCAAGCCAGAAUCGCCCAUGCGUUGCCUGCCCAUUUCCUUCUCCCCACUCCCCCUUGUUCAUGCCACCCCCAGCGACGAUGAGUUCUUUGACCGCGUGCAGUCAAACCGCCACCGCAGGCAAGCCAGAAUCGCCCUGGGAGGGGUGAAGAGCGCGGGAGAAGGGCCAGGCGCGGCAGGGGGUGCGGGAGGGGCAGCGGGGUCAGGAGGGCGGAAAGGGGGAGGAGGCGGAGUGGUGACUGCGGUUGACCUGCUGGAGGAAAGGCAUGGGCUGCUGGAGCGACUGAGAGAGGUGGAGGGGCAGGUGGCAGAGGAGAGGAGGAGGAGUGAGGAGGCGAGUGGGGGGGAGGGAGGGGAGGGAGGGAGGGUAGGUGGGGAGGGGGAGGGCGGUGGGGAGGGUGGUGGCGGUGCGGAGGCACUGGAUCCUCUGGAUGCAUUCAUGUCGGCUGUGACAACAAAGAUAGAAAUGGACAAAUUAGGGACGCUGACAAGGGAGGCCGCCCGGUUGUCAGGCGAGCUGGAGCGGGUGGCAGCGCUGCUACAGCUGGCAGACCCAUCAGGAGAGGCCGAGGCCAAGUGGGUCCCUCCCGUUGAGAAGGGCAAGAAAAGGCAGAAAGAGACAACCACACUGCCUGCUCCUGCUGCUCCUGCUACUGCUGCUGCUACCGCUUCUGCUGCUGAAAAGGGUGGUGGAAAGGAGGUGAAGCGGCAGGAUGCAACGGGAGGGAGGGGCAGCGAGCUCGUCACUGCAGCAGCCCAAAGCAGUAGUGCCCCCGUGGGAACAGAAGAAGCAGCAGAUGUGGGGAUCCAAGGGAGGGAUGGGAACGAGGGAAGUGCGGCAGCAGAGGUGGAAGUGGGAAAGAUGGAAGAGAAAGGAAGGGGAGGGGGUAGAGGGGAAGCAAGGAAGCAGGAAACGGCAGGAGGGAUUGUGGGAGGGAGCAAGAUUGAUGAGAAAGAGAGAGUGGGAGGGAGCAAGAUUGAUGAGAAAGAGAGAGUGGGAGGGAGCAAGAUUGAUGAGAAAGAGAGUGUGGGAGGGAGGAAGAGAGGAGGAGGUGGGGAUUUCAGUGACGGUGAGAGUCGGAGCAAGCGGAGCAUUGCUGAUGGGGCUGCAUCUGCUGCUGCUGGAGCUGCUGUUGCAUCUGCUGCUGCCGGUGCUGCUGCCGGUGCUGGUGCUGGUGCUGGUGCUGGCAGUAGUGGUGGUGGCGGUGGAGGGGGAGGGGAGGAGAAACGGCGGAGGGUGUUGGGGCCAGCGAAGCCCAAGUUUCUGGAGGAGGCAGCAGCAGAGAUGGAGCAAGGCACCGAGGCCUGGAUGCCCCCGCAAGGUCAAACCGGUGAUGGCCAAACCCUACUGAACAAGAAGCUCGGGUACUAA
Closterium sp. NIES-65 is the source of this 1491-nucleotide messenger RNA. NCBI's taxonomy places the organism in Eukaryota, Viridiplantae, Streptophyta, Zygnematophyceae, Desmidiales, Closteriaceae. The record is from the annotation of a GenBank genome assembly.